Molecule: messenger RNA, 1912 nt
Organism: Neolamprologus brichardi
Lineage: Eukaryota; Metazoa; Chordata; Actinopteri; Cichliformes; Cichlidae
Gene: spon2a
Product: spondin 2a, extracellular matrix protein
Biological process (GO): cell adhesion
Cellular component (GO): extracellular matrix
Source: RefSeq, a predicted model, not a curated record
GAGAAAUUUGGAAAGAGAUAAAGACGGGCAACCGAAGGAUAGAGGUUGAUAAGGCUGCACCAGAAAACCGGUUACAAUAGGGAGCAAGUGGAGCUGUACCCUCUCUGUGAGUCUGCUGCAGCUUCUCUCUGUCACUGAUAAUCCAGCACAGAUGACGUCAUCAGAGCACCUGACCUGUGGCUGGCUGCAGCAGCUCCUCCUCGUACUCGUGAAGCUUUGCUUCACAUUUGCUGGACCUUUGCGACCGCUCAUUGGGACAGAAUGCACAGCCAAGAGUCCUGCUUCCUACAUCCUGGUCUUUACUGGUCACUGGAGCCCUCAGGCUUUCCCAAAGCAGUAUCCACUGUUCCGACCCCCUGCACAGUGGUCCAAACUCAUAGCGGUCAGCCAUAAUCGUCAUUUUCGGCUAUGGGAGGAGGGCGCUCCAGCCAGCGCAGGGGUUCAGAGCUUCGCUGAACUCGGAGUGACGGUGGAGCUGAUGAAGACAGCCAAGGAGGCCAGGAAGAAGCGCGUGGUCGGCGCCAUGUACCGAACGGCUGGCAUCCCCAACGGCAUCGGGCACAGCUCCACAGAGAUGCUUAUUCAUCCCCGGAGUUCACUGCUGUCCCUGAUGGUGAAGGUGAUCCCCAGCCCUGACUGGUUUGUUGGUGUGGACAGCCUAAAUCUUUGUGAGGGCAACCAGUGGAAACAGGAAGUGACGGUUGACCUCCACCCUUAUGAUGCCGGCACAGACAGUGGAUUCACUUUCUCCUCUCCCAACUUCCCCACCAGCCCUCCAGAAAACAUCACAAAGAUCACCUCUCAGUUUCCAAACCACCCGGCCAACUCCUUCUACUAUCCACGCUUGAAGGAUCUUCCACCGAUUGCCAGCAUAAGGAUCAUGCGACAGAGCAGAUCACGUGACCAUCAAACCGCAAUGUCCAACCACAUUCUGCCCAACUCUAUCAGUCCCCGCCGCUUCUCAGCAACGCCAUUGGACUGUGAAGUGUCGCUCUGGUCGUCUUGGGGUUUGUGUCUGGGUCCCUGCUCCAGGGGCAGUGUCCGCCACCGCACACGUUACAUCCUCUUACGACCAGCCAAUGCUGGAACCCCCUGCCCUGAGCUGGAGGAACAGGCUGAAUGCGUACCGCACAGCUGCAUGCAACUCCAGUAGCUGCAGAGUGCAUGAGCACGCAUGCUGCCGGUAUGCAACACACUGGGACUUUUGUGUUUUUACUGCCGGACUUUAAAAGGUUUCUGCAUCUUGAUCGUCGCGUUUAUGAAGCGAGGGGUUCAAUUGUCUUUGUUACAACUCAGUUUUGUAAGUUUAAGAUGUGGCGCGAUAACAGCGAAGGCCGUCAGAUUUAGGGCGAACGCUACUCUGGAACUGAAGUUUAUGAGUCUGAUUGUAACUGCAUGCUGAACGGGUAUUAAAGCUUGAGACAGCGGUUUAAGUGUUUUGAGUGCAAAGUGAUAUUUUUGGUUUUUUGGAACUGUUGUAGAUGCAGAAGAGAAAAACUGAUUAUGGUUUGUUCAUUGUCAGCAAUGUAUGCAUUCAAACUGUAUGUCGAUAGCUGCACACUGGCACAGAGUGCUCACAAAUGUCCUUGCACAUACUGCAUACCUCUACAGGCAUGCUGGCAUUACUUCUCUUAGAUAACCUAUACAUGCUUGCCGGAUUUCAAAAUAACUUCACACCCCAUUUUAUAAAUAUGACCUUUCAUAAGAGACACCCAGUGGCUGACUUGAAGCGUAAUGCCAGUCUGAAGAAGCUGGCUUGCAAUAAGACAUGAUGCAGGUUUUUAUUGGAAGAAAGAUUAAAAUAUUUGUAUUAUUUUCUCUUUUGAUAUUUCAUUGUUGAGACUUUUGUACAUACUUUAAUGUAUCGUAUCUUGUAUAACUCAUGAAUAAACAUGGAGGUGUGUUUUUCAAA